CUUGUCUUGUUCGCGAAGAAGUAGAAGCAUCGAAAGGGUUGGAGAGGUGUUAUAGGAACAGUGGCGACACGGUGUUCCGGAAUCAGAGUGGGGCAUAAGUAAUCUUGCUGCUAUGCUUCCAAGCUGUAGUUCUGAAUCAACCUAAAUUUUAAACAGAAGGUGAACCUCUGAGCUAUGUUUAUUUUGUUGAAGACAGAAAAUCAGAUACACUUUAAAAGUCAGGAUGUGGGAUCAAGGAGGACAGCCUUGGCAGCAAUGGCCCUUGAAUCAACAACAGUGGAUGCAGUCAUUCCAGCACCAGCAGGAUCCAAGAAAAAAAAAUCUAAGAGAUUUGAUAGAGCACAGUUGUACAUUUAAAAGUUUUAGAUGUACAUUGUCAAGUUUAACUUCAUUUUCAUCAAAAGGCCAGAUUGACUGGGCUGCAUUGGCUCAAGCUUGGAUUGCCCAAAGAGAAGCUUCAGGACAGCAAAGCAUCGUAGAACAACCACCAGGAAUGAUGCCAAAUGGACAAGAUAUGUCUACAAUGGAGUCUGGUCCAAACAAUCAUGGGACUUUCCAAGGGGAUUCGAACUUUAACAGAAUGUGGCAACCAGAAUGGGGAAUGCAUCAGCAGCCCCCACAUCCCCCUCCAGAGCAGCCAUGGAUGCCACCAACACCAGGCCCAAUGGACAUUGUUCCUCCUUCCGAAGACAGCAACAGUCAGGACAGUGGGGAAUUUGCCCCUGACAACAGGCAUAUAUUUAACCAGAACAAUCACAACUUUGGUGGACCACCCGAUAAUUUUGCAGUGGGGCCAGUGAACCAGUUUGACUAUCAGCAUGGGGCUGCUUUUGGUCCACCGCAAGGUGGAUUUCAUCCUCCUUAUUGGCAACCAGGACCUCCAGGACCUCCGGCACCUCCCCAGAAUCGAAGAGAAAGACCAUCAUCGUUCAGGGAUCGGCAGCGCUCACCUAUUGCACUUCCUGUGAAGCAGGAGCCGCCACAAAUUGAUGCAGUAAAACGCAGGACUCUUCCAGCUUGGAUUCGAGAAGGUCUUGAAAAAAUGGAACGUGAAAAGCAGAAGAAGUUGGAGAAAGAAAGAAUGGAACAACAACGUUCACAAUUGUCCAAAAAAGAAAAGAAGGCUGCAGAAGAUGCUGAAGGAGGAGAUGGCCCUCGUUUACCUCAGAGAAGUAAAUUUGAUAGUGAUGAGGAAGAUGAAGACACUGAAAAUGUGGAGGCCACAAGCAGUGGAAAAGUCACCAGAAGUCCAUCUCCAGUUCCUCAAGAAGAUCAAAGUGAACCAGAAAUGACCGAAGAAGAGAAAGAGUAUCAAAUGAUGUUGCUGACAAAAAUGCUUCUGACUGAAAUUCUGCUGGAUGUCACAGAUGAAGAAAUUUAUUAUGUAGCCAAAGAUGCACACCGGAAAGCAACGAAAGCUCCUGCAAAACAGCUGGCACAGUCCAGUGCACUGGCUUCCCUCACUGGACUCGGUGGACUGGGUGGUUAUGGAUCAGGAGACAGUGAAGAUGAGAGGAGCGACCGAGGUUCUGAGUCAUCUGACACUGAUGAUGAGGAAUUACGGCACCGAAUCCGGCAAAAACAGGAAGCUUUUUGGAGAAAAGAAAAAGAACAGCAGCUGUUACAUGAUAAACAGAUGGAAGAAGAAAAGCAGCAAACAGAAAGGGUUACAAAAGAGAUGAAUGAAUUUAUCCAUAAAGAGCAAAAUAGUUUAUCACUACUAGAAGCAAGAGAAGCAGAUGGUGAUGUGGUUAAUGAAAAGAAAAGGACUCCAAAUGAAACUACAUCAGUUUUAGAACCAAAAAAAGAGCAUAAAGAAAAAGAGAAACAAGGAAGGAGUAGAUCAGGAAGUUCCAGUAGUGGUAGUUCGAGUAGCAAUAGCAGAAGUAGUAGUACUAGUAGUACUGUCUCUAGCUCUUCGUACAGUUCUAGCUCAGGUAGUAGUCGCACUUCUUCCCGAUCUUCUUCUCCUAAAAGAAAAAAGAGACAUAGUAGGAGUAGAUCGCCAACAAUUAAAGCUAGGCGUAGUAGGAGUAGAAGUUACUCUCGCAGAAUUAAAAUAGAGAGCAAUAGGGCUAGAGUAAAGAUUAGAGAUAGGAGGAGGUCUAAUAGAACUAGCAUUGAAAGAGAAAGACGAAGAAAUCGAAGUCCUUCCCGAGAGAGACGUAGAAGUAGAAGUCGCUCAAGGGAUAGGCGAACCAAUCGGUCCAGUCGCAGUAGGAGUCGAGAUAGGCGUAAAAUUGAUGAUCAACGUGGAAAUCUUAGUGGGAGCAGUCAUAAGCAUAAAGGUGAGGCUAAAGAACAAGAGAGGAAAAAAGAGAGGAGUCGAAGUAUAGAUAAAGAUAGGAAAAAGAAAGACAAAGAAAGGGAGCGUGAACAGGAUAAAAGAAAAGAGAAACAAAAAAGGGAAGAAAAAGAUUUUAAGUUCAGUAGUCAGGAUGAUAGGUUAAAAAGGAAACGAGAAAGUGAAAGAACAUUCUCUAGGAGUGGUUCUAUAUCUGUUAAAAUCAUAAGACAUGAUUCUAGACAGGAUAGUAAGAAAAGUACUACCAAAGACAGUAAAAAACAUUCAGGCUCUGAUUCUAGUGGAAGGAGCAGUUCUGAAUCUCCAGGAAGUAGCAAAGAAAAGAAGGCUAAGAAGCCUAAACAUAGUCGAUCGCGAUCCAUGGAGAAAUCUCAAAGGUCUGGUAAGAAGGCAAGCCGCAAACACAAGUCUAAGUCCCGAUCAAGAUCAACAACCCCUCCCCGUCGUAAACGCUGAGGAAUGAUGUGGCAAGAAUGCCAUGAUGUUUAAAAAAUUCCAUGAGUUUUAAGGGCUUGUCUCAUUAUAGAGGCACAUUGUGGCUGUGUAGGUGAAACCAGAAUUUUUUUUUUUUAAUCUGUAAAUAGGUGUAUUUUUUCCAAAUGCUGCUCCAAGUUACUUAAUAGGAUUUCUUUGUAUUACAUUUUUUCAAAAAAUAGUGCAUAAUAAGACUAUAAACAUGCCAUUCUCUUUCAGCUGUAAUGUUCUUAAAAUUAUUCUUGAAUGUACUGUGAUGUCAAUAAAGCUCUUUAGUUCAUUUUUGUUAA
Messenger RNA from Mesoplodon densirostris (Blainville's beaked whale), 3069 nucleotides. RefSeq names its product PNN interacting serine and arginine rich protein (gene PNISR). The record is from RefSeq and is a predicted model, not a curated record. Gene Ontology annotation, molecular function: RNA binding. The transcript is spliced from 14 exons. The coding region runs from base 224 to 2761 and encodes 845 amino acids. NCBI's taxonomy places the organism in Eukaryota, Metazoa, Chordata, Mammalia, Artiodactyla, Ziphiidae. Gene Ontology annotation, cellular component: presynaptic active zone; nuclear speck.